Messenger RNA from Hyla sarda, 1032 nucleotides. RefSeq names its product olfactory receptor 12D2-like. Gene Ontology annotation, biological process: G protein-coupled receptor signaling pathway. Gene Ontology annotation, molecular function: olfactory receptor activity; G protein-coupled receptor activity. The coding region runs from base 1 to 1032 and encodes 343 amino acids. NCBI's taxonomy places the organism in Eukaryota, Metazoa, Chordata, Amphibia, Anura, Hylidae. The record is from RefSeq and is a predicted model, not a curated record. The transcript has 3 exons. Gene Ontology annotation, cellular component: membrane.
AUGAGGUCACACAAUUUCACCUUAGUAUCUGACUUUAUCUUGGCCGGUCUAGUAAUUCACGAUGAUCUUCGGGUCAUUGUCUUCCUUUGUCUCCUGUUAUUAUACAUAAUAAACUUGGCAGCAAAUCUGUCUAUAUUGAUGAUUGCCAUUACUGAUCUGACUCUCCAUACGCCCAUGUAUUUCUUCUUGGCUAAUGUGGCUUUCCUUGAAAUCUGUUACUCGUCAGUGGUCGUCCCCAAGAUGCUCAUAGAUCUUUUUAUGUCUAAGAACAAGAUGAUCUCAUUUUGGGGUUGCAUGCUACAAGUACAUUUCUUCCAUUUCUUUGGUAGUACAGAAGUCAUUCUGUUUUCUGUGAUGUCCUAUGACAGAUACGUGGCCAUUGCACAUCCCCUGAGAUACUCCGCCAUCAUGAGUUCCAACAUCUAUCAAGGUUUAGCCUUGUGUUCUUGGGUUAUUGGAUUCUCACAUGCCUUGCUACACACCAUAAUGACUGCAAGGCUUCCAUUUUGUGGACCAAAUGUAGUGAAACAUUUCUUCUGUGAUGUGAAACCAAUGCUGAGCUUGGCCUGUACAGAUGUGUCACUUAAUUUUAACCUACUCACUAGGGUCACUGGGACAAUUGUUAUAACAACCUUAAUUUUAACCAUCUUUUUCUACAUCUUUAUUGGUAAAUUUCUUUUCAAAAUCAAGACCUCACAAGGACGAAAACGUGCCCUGUCUACGUGUAGUGCUCAUUUUACCGUUAUCACUCUCCAAUAUGGAACGGCCAUUUUUACUUAUGCUCAACCACCUACAAAAGACUCUUUAGACCAAGACAGAUCAGCGGCCAUUAUGUUUACCAUCAUAACUCCAGCUUUAAACCCAAUAAUAUAUACAUUAAGAAACAAAGAUAUGAAGAAAGCUUUGAAUCGCCGGGUGCGUAAAUGUCUGGUUCAUAAAAACAUUAUGUUAAUGAUCCAGUACGGUGAACAGCGAUAUAGUGUAAUUCUUGACAUCGAUGAGCUCAACCAAUACAGACACAACACUAGUUAA